Messenger RNA from Entamoeba invadens IP1, 916 nucleotides. RefSeq lists its product as hypothetical. Lineage: Eukaryota; Evosea; Mastigamoebida; Endamoebidae. The record is from RefSeq and is a predicted model, not a curated record. The annotation marks the transcript as partial. The transcript has a single exon.
AUGAAUAAAGAUUCUAAUAUAUCAGUUCCACAAGAUGGAACAUUGAUAUUUAAUGGGGAAUUAACAUUACAACAACAAAGUAGAAUGACUUUGUUAGAAGAAGCUGUCAUCAAAGCAGAUUCUAUUAAAUUAGAAUCUACAGCUACAAUUGAAAUCAAUGGAGGAAGAUGGAUCAUUGCAGAUAAAAUUCAAUUGUUUGGAGCUUCUUCAAUUCAAUUUAUCAAAUCAGGUGCAUUAAAUCGAACAACAGUCGAUUUAUAUGAAGAAUCUAUGAUUGUAGCAAAUGAGUUUAAUAGUCAACAGAAAUACACUGAUGCUGUAAUUACAUUUCAUAACAAUUCUAGAUUCAAAGGAAAACGUAGUGGAAAUCUAGCAGGUUAUAGCAGCUUCACUUUUCGAGAUAAUGCAAUAUUAGACUUGACAGAAUCUCUUAUAUUUUAUUGUGGGGAUCUAGUGAUGACUGAUAACACACAGAUCAUCGGAAUAAGUACUGUAGAAUUGGAUGGGAAUGAAUUCUACUUUGGUAAGAAUUCAUCUAUUGUAUUACAAGACACUUCGAUUCUGACUAAUCCUUUUAUUUCUAUUCUCAAUGAUGCCAUCUUUGAUGACAAUUUCACGUUGUAUUGUGAUAGAAAUGCAACAGUUUCGUUAAAUAAUUUAUGGAUGAGAGGAAAUUCAGCAAUUGUUGCAAAGAAUAGAUGUAACAUUAUUUUGGUACCAACAGAAUGGUCUGAUUACCAAGAAGGUGGCAAUUUCUUGAUUGAAGAAAACGCACAAAUUCGAUUGUAUGACAAAUCAAUUAUUAUUCCUGACAAAGGAAAUCUCGCACGUGGUAAUUCGGUUCUUCUGUUGAAUGAUAGAGCUACACUGUUUGCAGUUUCGACUGAUUUUAGAGAAAAUGCACGAAUGGAAAUCG